This is a messenger RNA of Misgurnus anguillicaudatus (oriental weatherfish), 1800 nucleotides long. The record is from RefSeq and is a predicted model, not a curated record. Lineage: Eukaryota; Metazoa; Chordata; Actinopteri; Cypriniformes; Cobitidae.
CAACAAAAUAAUAUGGAGGAUGAAGAUCAACACCACAAUUUCCAAAGUGAAGAAAAUUCUUUCAGUUGCUCACAGACUGAUGAGGAUUCACCUCAAGAAAGAGCAGAAGACAAAAUCUCUUUUACAUGCCAUCCUAAUGUGACGUCAUUAGAGUUGCGGUGCUGCAGCGGCUCGUCUGUCGGUUGAGGCAAGAUUGAGGCGUUUGUAUGAGUAGUUUCAAAAGGGUCAACAUUGAUACAAGGCAAGAAACAAGGAGAUUUACUUCACUUUUCAAGCCAUUCAGGCCUGGUGGAAUUGAAAGAGGACAAUCAACAACAAAAUGAAAUGAACAUCAGCUGCACAUUCAGUUGCUCACAGACUUACGAGGAUUCACUUCAAGAAAGAGCAAAAGACAAACUCUCUUUUGCAUGACUUUUUUACAUAAAGAACAUUCAAAUGUUGACAUAAAGACUCACACAGGUGAAAUGCAAUACACCUGUCCUCAGUGUGAAAAGACUUGCACAAGAAAAAGCCACCUUAAGGAUCAUUUAUUAAAUCACACUGGUGAGAGGAUCUUUGUAUGCCCUCAGUGUGAUAAAUGUUUUAAACGACAAAGAAAUCUUAAUGCUCACAUAAAGACUCACACUGAAGAAAGGCCAUACAGCUGCCCUAAAUGUGCAAAGACUUACAGGCAAAAAACGCACCUUAAGAAACAUUUAACAAGUCAUAAUGGUGAGGGGACCUUCACCUGCCCUCAGUGUGAUAAAUGUUUUAAACAACAAAUAAAUCUUGAUGCUCAUAUAAAGACUCAUACUGAAGAAAGGUCCUACAGCUGCCCUAAAUGUGCAAAGACUUACAGGCAAAAAACGCACCUUAAGAAACAUUUUGAAUGUCACUAUGGUGAGGGAACCUUCACCUGCCCUCACUGUGAUAAGGGUUUCUUACGAAAAAUUAGUCUUGAUUUUCACUUAAAGACUCAUACUGGAGAAAAGACAUACAAAUGUAAAGAGUCCUUGAACCAACAUAAAAUAAGUCACAGUGACCACAAGCCUUUCUCUUGUCCUCAAUGUGGAAAAAGUUUUACUCAAAGACGAAACCUUACUAUUCACAUGAGGAUUCACAGUGAUGAUGGGCCUCAUACCUGUCCUCAUUGUAGGAAGAGUUUUUCAAAAAAUGCACAUUUAGUGAAUCACAUAAGAGUUCACACUGGAGAGAAACCUUUCAGGUGCCCGCAGUGUGAGAAGAGUUUUAAGCAGCGUGGACAUCUUCAGUAUCACAUACGAAUUCAUACAGGUGAGAAGCCUUACUCGUGCCAUCUAUGUGAUAAGAGUUUCAAAUGGGCAAGAAGUCUCAAAGUUCAUCUGCUGUUUCACCAUAAUGGAGAAAACCUCUAAAAGUGUUCACAUUGUGUAAAGAGUUUUAUUGAGUCUGUGACGCUGAUCAAACACAAGUGACUGUAUACUGGAGAGAAGCUGCACCGCUGUCAUUCAUGUUGAAGAAGUUUCAGACGAUCUGAAAAGAGCUGUCUGUAGUACUCAAAAAUAUAUUAAAUGCAUUAUAUAAAGUGGUGAAAUUUGUUCCUGUAGCUCAACUUGUUUCCUGACAACAACCAGUGGGAGACGGCGAUCAUGGAUCACGGCUAUGUGAAGGGAGGUUUGGUUGCAGGUCUGCAGUUAACACUGCAUGCAUUAUAUUGUACACAUUUUACACAGUAGCCUAACAUUAGCCAGUGUAGUUUUUGAUACGCUUUAGCUAUGAUUUGAACCAAGGUGUUUACUUGUUGUUUUGCUUGUUAUCACAAAAUAAACAACUCUUAAAGGA